UGGGAUGUGAUUUUGACUCUCUCACUACAGAAUGCCAAGCGCUGCCAGAAUGUCUGAACAGAUGGCUCUUUCCUGCAGAUGGCCAAACACGCGAUCUUCGUACCCUGCAGGUAUCACUCGGAUCCAACGACGAAUUCUUUGCGUCCGACAAAGAUGGGAAGCUCUCAAGUCGCGACCCGAGCUGCCAACCCGGAGAGAAGAAGUCUGUUUCUCGACUUGCUGAGACUAGCAGGGGGAUGACGAGGAAGAAGGCGCACACAGUCUCAAGUCCAACUUUUCCAGAAGAUUUGUUGACGAGGCUGGAUUCAAAACCAGAGAGUUCCAAGUUGGCGCGGAGGAGCACAUUUCAGAUUGGACAGGAAAACCCUCCAGUGGAGAAAAAAUCUGUGAUAACGCCGCUGACUGACCAACCCCUGCUGGCGAGGUGGGAAUCAAAGCUGAAGCCUCAAACCACAGCCCCAAUUGAGGAAGAAAUAGUUGUGAAGAAUCUUGAUGACGGGACGGAAAGUAAAGUGGCCAUAACUCCUCUGGUUGCGGAGCCACAACUGACACGACUGGAGUCGAAGUCUAAGCCCAUCCCAGCUGAGGAACAACCAGUGUUGAAAAGGUCGAAUGCACCAAAAAUCGAGCAUUCUCGACGGAAGAGCAUUCUGAUUGGCGCACCGCCGCCGGUACGCCCAACAUUGCCCAAGUUCCAGACUGUGUCAGCUUUGAGAGACCCCCUCCACUCUCAAGGGAGUCAAGAGAAUGCGCCAUUGGUACGGCCUCCAUUGUCCAAGAUGCAGAUCCCAUCGACAGCGGGAGAAAUUCUUCAACCUCAUCGAUACAAAGAAAGGCCCCCAGUAGCGAAAGCCGUAAGAUAUGUCGACGCAUGCGUGCAGACCGAGAUCCAAAUCGAACUUUGCUGCGCCCCCUUGCAAGCUCGAUUGUUCCCCCUUGAAUACCAGGAAUCGUACAGUUAUCUGCCACCUCAGCAUGAAAUAUCGAUAGGGCAUAUGCAGGAUUUCUGUCGCGAAGAAUACCAGCUCGGAGGAAUGCUAAGCACGUAUGUCUGAGUGCUUGGCUGCCAUCGGAAGUUGAUACCUGCUCACUCUUGCGUAAAAUUCGGUGCGAGCGGCGUUCGUGCUGACGUUGAU
Messenger RNA from Hyaloscypha bicolor E, 1136 nucleotides. RefSeq lists its product as uncharacterized. NCBI's taxonomy places the organism in Eukaryota, Fungi, Ascomycota, Leotiomycetes, Helotiales, Hyaloscyphaceae. The transcript has a single exon. The coding region runs from base 237 to 1055 and encodes 272 amino acids. The record is from RefSeq and is a predicted model, not a curated record.